AUGAGACUUUCACCUCUUCUACCUCUCAUCACACUUGCAUCACUCACUCUCGCCACGCCCGUUCCUAUUCCCAAUCCCAUCAUCGAACACGACGACCUCGACAUCCGCGACCUCCUCGAAGCGCGUCAGGUAACCUGUCGCUCCGUGCACGUCCUCUUCGCACGAGGAACAGCUGAAACACCCACCCUCGGCGAAGUCGUCGGCCCAGGCUUCAGAGACAACCUGAUCAAGGUCUUGCCGAGCUCGAGGACAUUGAGUUUCGCUGGUAUCUCGUAUGCCGCGAGCUACCUCGGGUAUCUUCAGGGUGGUGACAAAGAGGGAGCAAAGACGAUGGCCACUGCUGCAGCGAAUAUUGCGAAGAGCUGCCCGUCGGCGAAGAUUUUCUUGAGUGGGUAUAGCCAAGGUGCCCAGGUCGUACACCUCGCGGCAGCUCAACUCGCCAGUAGCGUUCAAUCCCGCAUUAAUGGCGUUAUCACCUUCGGUGACCCCUACGUUAAACGAGCCCUCCCUGGUGCGAUGGAGAACAGACGCAAGACGUUCUGCAACGACGGCGAUAAGAUCUGUGAAGGUUUGCCACUCGUCACUGACCCGCAUAUGAACUACAAAUCGUCUUGGGAUCCUGCAGCACGAUGGGUCGCGUUCCGUGUUUAG
This is a messenger RNA of Coprinopsis cinerea okayama7#130, 651 nucleotides long. Its product is annotated as triacylglycerol lipase. Gene Ontology annotation, molecular function: cutinase activity. NCBI's taxonomy places the organism in Eukaryota, Fungi, Basidiomycota, Agaricomycetes, Agaricales, Psathyrellaceae. The transcript is spliced from 3 exons. Gene Ontology annotation, cellular component: extracellular region. The record is from RefSeq and is a predicted model, not a curated record. Bases 1 to 651 code for a protein of 216 amino acids. Gene Ontology annotation, biological process: carbohydrate catabolic process.